AAUAAACCAAGCAUUGAUAACGCGCUUGUCAUUUCUCAUAGAAGUCUGGUGAAGAGACUCUGUGGACGUAAAGAAGGGAGUGACCACAGAGAAACCUUCAGCCAGAUUCCAGAUUGUCACCUGAACAAGAAAAGUCGUACUGGAGUGAAACCAUGCAAAUGCAGCAUGUGUGAGAAAGUCUUCCUCUGUCAUUCAUUCCUGGACAGGCACGUGAGAGCUCACGCCGGACAGAAACGAAACGAGUGUGGUAGGGAAUGGGGAGAGAAGCCCGGUAAACACAAGCAGCGUGGGAAAGCCUCCAUUUCUCCCAGGAGUGGUCCACGGCACACAUUAACACCAACUCCAAAGAGACCUUAUGAAUGCAGGGUGUGCGGGAAAGGCUUUCGUUCUCCCAAUUUAUUUCAAAUCCAUCAACAAGCUCACACUGGAAAGAGGCGCUAUAAAUGUAGGGAAAUCGUGAGAGCCUUCACCGUUUCCAGUUUCUUUCGAAAACAUGGAAAAAUGCACACGGGAGAAAAACGCUAUGAAUGUAAAUACUGCGGAAAACCUUUCGAUUAUCCCAGUUCAUUUCAAAUUCAUGUUAGAACUCACACGGGAGAAAAACCUUACAAAUGUAAACAAUGUGGUAAGGGCUUCAUUUCUGCCACUUACCUUCAUACACAUGAAGGCAGAACUCACGCGCUGGAGAAAUCACACCGGUGUCAGGAAUGCGGGAAGAUACUCAGCUGCGCCAACUCCCUUCGCAGACACGAAAAAUCUCAUAAUGGAGGGAAACUCUACGGAUGUCAAAAAUGUGGCAAAGUCUUCAGAUGUCCCUCGUCCCUUCAAGCACAUGAACGAGCUCACACUGGAGAGAGACCUUAUGAAUGUAAUAAAUGUGGUAAAACCUUCAAUUAUCCCAGUUGUUUUCGAAGACAUGAGAAAACGCAUAGUGGAGAAAAGCCGUAUGAAUGUAAAAGGUGUGGUAGAGCCUUUGGGUGGCGCAGCUCCCUACGGACACAUGAAAUGACCCACACUGGAGAAAAACCCUUUGACUGUAAACAGUGUGGUAAAGCCUUCACUUGUUCAAAAUACCUUAGAACUCAUGAAAGAACUCAUUUGGCCGGGUGUAGCCGGCCCUUUAGCAGGCUGAAGCACGGGAAUCACCUGAGCCCAGGAGUUUCAGACCAGUCUGGGCAACAUGAGAAGGACCACUCAUAUGAGUGCACGCUGGAGAUGAUGAAUCAAAGAAUACACCCUGGAUGGAAAUGUCAGUUUGGAAAAUCCAAGAGACUUUUCAGUUUUAACAAUUAUUAA
Molecule: messenger RNA, 1296 nt
Organism: Saimiri boliviensis boliviensis (Bolivian squirrel monkey)
Lineage: Eukaryota; Metazoa; Chordata; Mammalia; Primates; Cebidae
Source: RefSeq, a predicted model, not a curated record